Molecule: messenger RNA, 1361 nt
Organism: Daphnia pulicaria
Lineage: Eukaryota; Metazoa; Arthropoda; Branchiopoda; Diplostraca; Daphniidae
Product: lysosome-associated membrane glycoprotein 1-like
Exons: 6
Coding region: 114-1124 (336 amino acids)
Cellular component (GO): membrane
Source: RefSeq, a predicted model, not a curated record
CCAUUUUUUGCGUCGAUAUCACGUAUUUUCCAUUUCAGAAAAUUUCACUCUUCAUUUCUUUGUUGGGUGCAACAUACAGUUAAUAUUCAUUUCGUACUGGUCAGGCAGAAAAAAUGGCAGUAAAAAAAAUCCUAGCCAUGCUGUGUGUGUGUAUUUGUACAGGAAAUGCCUUGGAUGUCAUGGCUUCAAACUUCUCAGAUUACUCAGAACAGUCUAAUGCUACUACUACGAGUACGAUUAAACCAUCCACUUCUACUACGACAUUGCCAACUCCAGAGAUGUCCACAACUGAAAUGUCUAGUACUGAGAUGUCCACUACUCCUUCCACCACUCCUUUCAUCCCUACUACUACUACUUCUCCCACCACUUUCAUUCCUGUUUCUCCGACCUAUCCGCCCACACCAAAACCAAAUCCUCCCAAUCCUGCUAUGAAUUGGGUUGUGGUGGAUGAACAAACCAAUGUGACAUGCAUAGUGGUCAAACUUGCUGCCUCAUUUGUUAUUCCAUAUCUGAAAGUCAAUAACCAAAUGGAAAAUGUUACACUUGCUCUGCCUAGCAAUGCAACUUCCAGUGGUACUUGCAACCUAGAUGAUUUGGAACAUGGUCAAGAGAUAUCUCUUCAGUGGUAUGCUGACAAAAGUGGUUCUCCCAACACACUUACUUUUACAUUUCACAGAAAUGUGUCUAGUGGAACUGAGGCUACUGGAAAAGAAUCAGUCUAUCUUUCAGAAAUCAAUCUAUCAGUUUAUCUUGAUUCUGAGAAUUUUGUAAAUGCAUCAAGAGUUGGAAACUUUUCACAUGGCAAACUUAAGAAUAGUUUGCAUUCAGUUCCCGUCAACAACUCCUAUAGAUGCAACUCUGAAGAAACUUUUGAACUGAACUUGAUUGAGGAAAUCGCAGAAGUAGCCAUUAUUCAUUUUGCCCAUAUGCAAACAGAGGCUUUCAGAACACAGAAUGAUGAUAAGUUCCAUUCUGCUGUAGAUUGUGCUGCUGACAAAGUCAUUACUUCUGAUAUUGUUCCUAUUGCUGUUGGGUGUGCCUUAGCUGCUCUUGUGGUUGUUGUUCUUGUUGCAUACUUGAUUGGAAGGAGGCGUGCUCGUCAACGCGGUUAUCAAAGUGUUUGAGAAAUGUGAUGUAAUCGGUAUAUCAACAUGCUAAUUUGCUAUGGUUACUGUAGUUUCUUUGGGUUUUUCUUUGGAAAGUUUUGAAUUGUGUAGUUGAUUUGGAAAAUAACAAUGUCGCGUAUUUUAUAUUUGCUAAUGUAGCCAUAGCUUCAAAUUUUUUAAAUUGUUCCAUAAUGUCUGCCUGUCUGGCAAGUUUGUGGCGAAUCGAUGACGUUAAUAGAUAAGUGAGUUCAGUUU